Messenger RNA from Mauremys reevesii (Reeves's turtle), 3096 nucleotides. It is a transcript of the gene ANPEP, whose product is annotated as alanyl aminopeptidase, membrane. Gene Ontology annotation, cellular component: cytoplasm. NCBI's taxonomy places the organism in Eukaryota, Metazoa, Chordata, Testudines, Geoemydidae. Gene Ontology annotation, biological process: proteolysis; peptide catabolic process. Bases 24 to 3083 code for a protein of 1019 amino acids. Gene Ontology annotation, molecular function: metalloaminopeptidase activity; peptide binding; zinc ion binding. The transcript is spliced from 21 exons. The record is from RefSeq and is a predicted model, not a curated record.
GCCUGGUGCCUGGCACUGUCUGCAUGGCCGGCCCGGCAGCUGGCCUGGGAGCCGCUCCUCGCUCGCGUCGCCCUGAACAGACGCCUGCCAGAUGUGGCGUUGGGUGUCCGUGGGCAGGGGGACUCCAGCACCACAAGCAGCGCACCAUGGCAGCCGGCUUCUUCAUCAGCAAGACCCUGGGCAUCGUGAGCAUCGUCCUGGGCCUGGGCGCCGUGGCCACCAUCAUCGCCCUCUCAGUCGUGUACGCGCAGGAGAAGGAAAAUAAUGCAGCAUCCUCCUCGCCCAGCAUCACUUCCACCUCGGCCACCACUCCCAGCAAGGGCACCUCGGCCAAUGUGACCAACACAACCCCCCUGGCCUCCACGGCUGCCCCCGCCAACCCCUGGAACAACCUCAGACUCCCCCAGUCCCUGAUCCCGGAGCACUACGCCGUGACCCUGCAGCCCUUCCUGACCCCGGACACCGCCUCCGGCCUCUACAUCUUCAAAGGAAACAGCACCGUGCGCUUCUCCUGCCAGAAUGCCACCGACCUCAUCCUGAUCCACAGCAAGCAGCUCAACUACACGCAGCAGAGCGGCUUCCUCGUCUCGCUGCAGGGGGUGAAUGGCUCCAGCCCCCCGCCCAUCGCAAAGACCUGGCUGGAGACCCAGACCCAGUAUCUGGUGGUGCAGCUCCAGCGGCAGCUGGAGAAAGGCGAAAGCUACGAGCUUGUCAGCAGCUUCACGGGGGAGCUGGCCGAUGACCUGGCUGGCUUCUACCGCAGCGAGUAUGUGGAGGAUGGAGUGACCAGGGUCGUGGCCACCACGCAGAUGCAGGCGCCCGACGCGCGGAAAGCCUUCCCCUGCUUCGACGAGCCCGCCAUGAAGGCCAACUUCACCGUCACGCUGAUCCACAGCCCCAACCACACGGCACUGUCCAACAUGCCCGUGCAGAGCUCCAUGCAGCAGACCAUCGAUGGCACCACCUGGAACGUCACUGAAUUCAAGACCACCCCCAAGAUGUCCACAUACCUGCUGGCCUUCAUCGUCAGCCAGUUCGAGGCCGUGGAGGCCAUGCAGGACGACGUGCUGAUCCGGAUCUGGGGCCGGCCACAGGCUAUUGCAGCAGGGCAAGGGGACUAUGCACUCAACGUGACCGGGCCCAUCCUCAAGUUCUUUGAGAACCAUUACAACACGUCAUACCCACUGCCCAAGUCUGACCAGGUUGCCCUUCCAGACUUCAACGCAGGCGCCAUGGAGAACUGGGGGCUGGUGACGUACCGGGAGAACUCGCUGCUCUAUGACCCCCUCUUCUCCUCCAUCGGCAACAAGGAGAGGGUGGUGACGGUGAUCGCUCACGAGCUUGCGCACCAGUGGUUCGGGAACCUGGUGACCCUGCGCUGGUGGAACGACCUGUGGCUGAACGAGGGCUUUGCCUCCUAUGUGGAGUACCUGGGGGCGGACUCAGCUGAGCCUUCCUGGCACAUUAAAGACCUGAUAGUGCAGAGUGAGAUGUACCGCGUGAUGAAGGUCGACGCGCUGGCCUCCUCGCACCCGCUCUCCUUCCUGGAGAGCGAGAUCAACACACCGGCGCAGAUCAGCGAGGUCUUCGACUCCAUCGCCUACAGCAAGGGGGCGUCGGUGCUGCGGAUGCUCUCGGAGUUCCUCACCGAGGACAGCUUCAAGAAGGGGCUGCAGUCCUACCUCAAAGCCUUCAGCUACGGAAACACGGUCUAUGACGAUCUGUGGACUCAUCUGCAAAAGGUGGUGGUUGAAGACAAAAUUCAGCUCCCCACCACCAUCAAAGGCAUCAUGGAUCGCUGGACACUGCAGAUGGGCUUCCCCAUGGUGACCGUGGACACGAAAGUUGGCUCCAUUAGCCAGAAACACUUCUUACUGGACACGGAAUCCACUGUCGAGCGGCCCUCGGCGUUCAACUACACCUGGAUAGUCCCUGUCACUUGGAUGACGCAGCAGGAUGGGGCAGGACAGAUGUACUGGCUCAGCGAGACCUCAGCCAACAACCGAUCGUUUGUGGUGACUGGUGCCUCCAACUGGCUCCUGCUCAACAUCAACGUGACGGGAUAUUUCCGGGUGAACUACGACCAGGACAACUGGAACAAGCUGCUGACCCAGCUGGACCUCGAUCACCAGGCCAUCCCGGUGAUAAACCGAGCCCAGAUCAUUGACGAUGCCUUUAACCUGGCCAGGGCUAAACACAUCGGCAUCGUGCUGGCUCUGAAUACCACCACCUACCUGGACAAGGAGCGGGAGUACCUGCCCUGGAGCGCCGCCCUCGACAACCUGGGCUACUUCCGCCUGAUGUUUGACCGCAGCGAGGUGUACGGCCCCAUGCAGAAAUACAUCCGGAAGCAGGUGACCCCCUUGUUCCAGUACUUUGGAAACAUCACCUCCAACUGGACCAGGCUCCCGGACGGCUUGAUGGAGCAGUACUGCGAGAUCAACACCAUCAGCACGGCCUGUUCCCACGGGGUCCCGGAGUGCGCCCAGCUGGCGGCCGCCCUCUUCAACCAAUGGAAGCAAAACGCCAGCAACAACCCGAUCCCCCCGAACCUGCGCUCCUCCAUCUACUGCAGCGCCAUAGAGACGGGCAGCGAGGCGGACUGGGACUUCCUCUGGCAGAGGUUUAAAAACGCCACGGUGGUGGCUGAAGCCGACAAGCUCCGCUCGGCCCUGGCCUGCAGCAAGGAGCCCUGGAUCUUGAGAAGGUAUCUGCAGUACUGCCUGGAUCCCACCAAAAUCCGGAAGCAGGAUGCCACCUCCACCAUCAACAGCAUCGCCAGCAACGUGGUGGGGCAGAGCCUGGCCUGGGACUUCAUCCGGGGCAACUGGAAGACCCUUUUCAGCCAGUACGGCGGGGGCUCCUUCUCCUUCUCGGGCCUGAUCCAGGCGGUGACGCAGCGGUUUGCCUCUGAGUUCGAGCUGCAGCAGCUGGAGCAGUUCAAGGCGGACAACGCCGACGUGGGCUUUGGCUCGGGCACGCGGGCGCUGGAGCAGGCGCUGGAGAAGACCAAAGCUAAUAUCAGAUGGGUGGCAGAGAACAAGCAGACGGUGCUGAGGUGGUUUGAGACGGCAAGCAGCUGAGUGGGUGAACUCA